Anneissia japonica is the source of this 1505-nucleotide messenger RNA. RefSeq lists its product as uncharacterized. The record is from RefSeq and is a predicted model, not a curated record. The transcript has 3 exons. Lineage: Eukaryota; Metazoa; Echinodermata; Crinoidea; Comatulida; Comatulidae. The coding region runs from base 746 to 1213 and encodes 155 amino acids.
UACACAUGUGCAUGUGACAAGUUUUACUUCUCUUUUAAUCAUCAUUUUCAGCUUUAAAAGUCAACAUAGUCCUUGAUUGUUUUAUUAAUGAUCAAUAUAUAACAAGUAUCUAUGGAAGUUGUGUUGGAGUAAAAUCCACAAUCUAGGUAUUUAAGAAGAUAACAACAUACAAACAAAUUCAAAACAAAAUUAGUGUGGAGUGGGAUCAGAAUACUUAGAAACUGCCUACUGUUGGCCUAGGACCCCUCAGACUUAACUGUAUAGGCUUGUGAGGCCUAGUUUAUGCCAGUGUAAGUAGUACCAGUGCAAACAUAUAGGAAUUUGGGUCAACCCCAAUUUUACGAAUACCCGCAAUUACAAAUGGCUCUGGGCCCGUGCCGUAUGUAAUUGAGGGGUUCUACUGUAUAGAGACUUUAGACUCUGCCAUGGUUUAGAGCACUGAGUUUCCAAAUGAAAAAGCACUUCAAUCCACAAACCUCGAUAAGACUUAGUUGUAGGAAAUCAAGGUGGGGGGUGGGGGAGGUAGUUUCUUUCAAGCUGGGGAUUAUCUCCCUUCCCUGCCCUGCUAGUGCUACUGUUAUAGAGUGAUCAUUCUUUCUCUGUAUUCUGAAGGUCAAAUCAGGCUAAUCUGCCAUGCAACUUUCUUGAGAAGCUUCUUGAGUGCAGGCUGAGUGAUUGUGAACGUUUACAUCCUGCUACUACUUUUUAAGUAGUGUCACUGGAAUUCUCAUUGUCGACCAUACUCAUGAAAGAAGCAGUCAAAGAGGCAAAGCUUGUCAAACUAAGCAACUUGUGCAUUCAGCUUUUUCUGUUGCCAAGAGACAUAAGAUGUCAAAUCUGUUCUGUAUUGUUGAGUGCAGUGAAAGUUGAUAAAAAUGCUAGAAAGGAUGAACUAGACGAGGUUACACAGAUAUGGGACUGUCAUCGAAUUCAGCAUCAUCAUAACAUGAUAGAACCGGCUGGAAAACCCAUCAUCAUGUACACAUCUCCGGAGUUGUACAAUACUGAGGACAAACUAGUUCCAGUAGAUACGCUCGAAGUUGAAGUUUGUAGCGAUAAUUGUGUUUUCAAAGAUCAGUCAUGCAGUGAUUCAACCGUCUUUGAGAUAUGCUGCCUCUUAAUGGAAGAAAAUGAUCUCCGUCUCCCAUCUACACCACAUGAAGCUAUGCGUUUAUACAGGACUUUGCACGAAUUAAUUUACAGAGAGUUGUAAAUAAUGAUUUUAAAAAAUUGUUCAAAAGUCAUAAUUUCUAAUUUCGAAUGCCUUUAUAUUUUAAAUAUCAUUAUCAUAUAAAAGUAAUUAAUUUCCUGCUAUGAAUUUUGAGUUAAAUUUUACAUACGGUACAAAAUUAAGAACACAGUUAAAAUUAUUGUACUAAAACUUAAACUCAAUUGAUGAGUCCUUUAUAGGAGGCGGCUACGAUUUGAUUUGGAGUUCCACCUCCUGUUUUGACUCGAACCUGAUGCCCUUCAUGUACCCAAUCAAUCUCAAUAGCUCGUUUUUC